This is a messenger RNA of Clavispora lusitaniae ATCC 42720, 1086 nucleotides long. RefSeq lists its product as uncharacterized. NCBI's taxonomy places the organism in Eukaryota, Fungi, Ascomycota, Pichiomycetes, Serinales, Metschnikowiaceae. The record is from RefSeq and is a predicted model, not a curated record.
AUGUCCGCACGAAGACAGAUCGACCUCGACAGCGACAGAGCAACCGUGCUUCUUUUGAUCAAUGCGCAGCUCAUCAAAAAAGCCUACACGGUUUACGUCAACAUUCUCAGUAAUCAGCAGGCGCUUCAACAAUUGCUGCCUCAGAGCCGCCAGGAGUUGUUGGAACAGUACAACAACUGGAACCGCCGACUACAGUGCAACUUGAGCGUUUUGGCGUACAUCAGCGACCUGUACCACAACAAGGCGGCGGCCCAACAGCCCAACCGCCUCCAAUUCCCGGUGAUUUUGUCUGCUCCGGCAGACACGCCCGAGCUCAAGGCCUUGUACAAGCGGCUCCAGGACCUUUAUCCCGAGGCGAUCCAGUUUUUGAAAAUGAAGAUCCAGCAGAUGCGCCAGGGCGACAAGCCAAUGCAGAGUCCGGGCCAGCAAAGCCAGCUCAGCCAACAAAACCAGCUCCAGCAGGGUCAGCAAAGCCAGCUCAGCCAACAAAGCCAACUUGGCCAGCAAAGCCAACUCGGCCAGCAAAGCCAACUCGGCCAGCAAAGCCAACUCGGCCAGCACAGCCAACUCAGCCAGCAAAACCUCCAGCAGAACCAACUCGGCCAGCCAAGCCAGCUUCAGCAGAGCCAAAACCUGCACCUCCAAAACCUGCUGCUUCAGAAUCUGCUUGGUCUGGGACCAGGCCAGAUCCAGCCGAACCAAAGCCAAAGUCAACUGAACCAGCCCACUCAGCCAAACCACCCGUCCCAAGCGAACCAGCGCCAGCAGCUUCAGUCGCGCCAGUUCUACAACAUGGGCCAGUCUCCGCAGUACUCGUCGCCUAUGGGAAUGCAAAGACGUGCGCCUGCGCCAGCCAUGUCGCAGACACAGCAGCCUAGCAUGGACCUGUUCAACCCCAGCGCAGGACAGAUGUUGGGCAAGGAACCGGACAUGCUGAUGUUCGCAGACUCGGGCGGCUUGAACGGGCUAGGCGAGCCCAUGUCUAUUCUGCCGCAGCAGAUUCUCCAGCAACAACAACAGCAACAGCAGCAGCAACAGCAACAGCAGCAGCUGCCGCACAACGACUUCUCCAUGGACUUUUUUUAA